AGCUAUUACAAAGCAAACAAAAGACUUUUUGCUUACUAGAAGCCCCUGCUGUGCAAGAAAAAUCCCACAUUUUUUCCAAGAAAAUGAGUCACCCCAACGUGCGGCACAACGUGGUGCACCCCACGGACAAGAAGGGCACCGUGAAAGAGGAACACUGGGCGGGAAAUCGCGAUGACGUUGCGAGCGCGGCCGCGGCGGCCCAUCCCGGUUACAAACUCACCAUCCUGCAGUACACGGAAGAAGAUGUGGUUACCACGGCGCAGGUCGCGGAAGCGUUUGAUUACGCGUUGGAGGUGAUUGGGAUCGAGGGCGAGGUAUCAUAUGUAAAAACGUCCCCACCUCCCGAUAGUUGUCCUGUAGAUCCGCAAGCCCAAACAUGUCUCUCAUGCGCAGCCGAAUGAGAGAUGCCAUUCUACUCUCAUGCUAUCUGGGAGUUUGUCAUGCUAGAAUCAGGAUAAGAUAGUCAUCAAUUUGUCAUGCGGUUGCACAACUAGCUAAACAGGAUAAUUACACUACGAGCCAGAACUUGUCAUGCUCGACAGCCAAAGCUUGUGGAUUUGUGUAGCAGAUUGACUAUGGGCGGGUGGGGACGUUUUUCCAUAGGAUAUGAGGCGGAGGUGGAUGAGCUGGAUGACGGGAUCGAUCUGACGCUAUUUAUGCAACGAAAAAAGAUUGUAGCGUGUAUAGUAAAGUUGUGUUGCAGACGACGCAAGGAAGGGACACUUGUCAUGCUGAGUAUGGCUUACAGGCUACGCUAGUCUCAUGUCCUCACAUACGAUCUGCGCAUGACAAGUUUCUGCUGUCAUGCCAGACACGGCAUUUGUAAUGCUGUUCCUGCAAAAAAGUUACACCUACAAUGCUUUUUUUCUUGGAUACUGUUUUUCAACAUCACGCUCGUCGAGCCCGUAUCCUGUGCAAAAGUAUCGUACUCGUAGUAAUCGCAAUUAUGCAUGACAAAUCGCCUUCCGAAGCAUAAGCUAAAACAGCAUGACAAAGUCCAUUUCACAUGCUAAGGAAAUUUGUAAUGCAGUUUAUACUAGUGCGAUAGGAUACUUUUGUAAUGCAUAGCCCGGGGUGAAAAAGGACCCGCACUCGCGCAUGAACGCGCAGCAAGGGUUGUAUGAAACUGUCAGGAAUGGAAUUGUCAAAGUUGAAAUAGUUUGCGAUGCAUUAAAUGGAUGGCGAGUCAAAAGCCCAAUUUCUAAGCAGCGCAUGACAAAUCUCGGCACCGUCUAAAUCCAGUUUGUCAUGCUGUUCAGAGACAGACGGCGUCUUUUGUCAUGCUAUUUUAGCAGCUCUAUAAUUGCCGACCCCAAACAGGCUUACAGUCGGCCUCACUUGCCAUCCCUGCAAGAGAGGCACUUCAUGCGUUGCAAUUCCUGCAUGAGAAAUUAUUUCAACUUUGACGAUUUCAAUCCUGACGCUUCCAUAGGUUGCAGGUGUACGUUAUGGUGGACGAAGAUAUCAAACAAAAAAGUGUUAACGUUAACGGUUUUCAUAGAUUGCAAAUAUGCAUCACAAAUCUUGCCUAGCAUGCAUUCUAUGCAUGACAAAUUUCUGCACGUUUUGUGAUGCAUUACUGCAUCACAAAUUCCGUUGUUAACACUUUUUCCUGUGAUAGAAGAGUCGGGUGACAAAGCGUGGAUGGACGAACUAGUGCAGGAGUACUACAUAGAUAUUUCGACUGCAUUUGUUCAUCAUUUGUUGUGUACAACUGCUUGCUAGAUUUUUCUCGAGCUCUAAGUCUAACUUUCUGUAAAAAUUGUCUCAUCGAACACGAACAACUAAACCAUUAUGCAAAGAAAAAUCCUGCUAAGGUAUCUCUCCCGUGUGGCUUACAUCCAGGGUUUCCAGGUGGACGAAGUGACCAUCAUGAACAAAAGACCCCCACCGAAACCGCCGAAACCCAAAGCAAAGCCACAGCCGCCGCCGGCCCCCGUUGUAGUACCCGGUGCGGCUUCGUCGAACUACGGACAACAACAGCAGUCGUGGCAGGAAGAAAGCUGGCCGGAGGAAAGCUGGCCGGAGGAAAACUGGACCGCCUGGCCGGAGCCCGACCCCUGGCAGGAUCCCAUGCAGUGGGAGGACCCAAUUCCGGCGUCAACCGGUCCGGUUUUAUCCUACGUAAAAACAUCCCCGCCCCAUAGUUGUCAUGCAAAUCCGCAGGGUGAAGAUGUUUCUCAUGCGGAGGGUCAAGCUGAGUCACUACGGCCGCCACGCACAAAUUAAGCCUUUAAGUUGUCGCUGUGCCCCAGGUGGGUUGCCAGUCAGCAGUGCCAAACAACUGGUCUAUGGUUUGACAACUGUGGCCCGCUCGCUUGCCUUUUUCGUCCGUGCCGCAGGUAAGGCGCAAACGGUCCAGCCUCCCCUGUCUGGGCGGGGCUGCGGCUUAGGGGAGAGUCUCGCCCCUUCACCCAAAGGGGUACGUCGUCUCUUCCGUGAGAACAAAAACGUAGGGCGUAAAAUGGGUCGGGUCCUGGAUCAUUCUGUAUGUUGGACCGUCGCGCUCGGCUUGCUGGCCGGGCUGUACCGAUCAGGUGUGGUGGGUAGCUCCCGACUGGUUGGCACUUUUCUUGGGGCGACUUGCCGUGGUAGCGCUCGGCUUUUGUAUGAUGAGGUCGCCGAAAGUGCUUCCUCGCCCACCCCCCGGGGAGGGGAUCCUUGACCUGUGGCGCUGGGAGCGGGUGUCCACUACAUGAUGAUGAUGCGGAGCCCCAUGCGAAGCAUUUUCUAGUCGUGUUUUGGAACUUGUGAUGCUCGAAGAAGCACGAUAUGCUAGAUCUGUGUUGCUGCUGGAGGUAGCUAAACAGGAUUACAUUACGAGUCAAAACUUGUCAUGCGCAGCAGCCAAAGCUGGUUGAUUUGUCUUGCAGAUUUCCCAUCUUGACUGUGGGGUGGGGACGUUUUUACAUAGGAUAGAUUUACUCCGAGAUUUUCACCAAGGGCGACAAGGGGGGAUAUGGGAAAAAAGCCUCGGGAAAAGCGGAUUUCGGAGCACGGCAAGCACUAGAGCACGAAUUCGACGAAGAGGAACCGGAUGAAAUAGUCGAGAUUGAAGAGGAACCAGAAGAGGACUUAGGCCCGGGCUGUUUCGAACAAUGCCUCGCCUGGUGGGAAAACUUCAAGGACAACACGCUUUUGCCCUGCUGCGUAUGCAAUACAAAUUUCCUCUACGCGACGUGCUGCAACAUGCAUCACAAAUUUCGCCAACUUGAACCAUGACGCUUCUCAUGCUGAAUAGGAUGAAUCGAAAUUUUGUCAUGCAGAAACCGCGUCUGUACGUGUGUGGGAAAUUUACUGUGGAUACUGCCUGUCCUGCGGCCACCUGUGCAUGCAGCUCUUCCUCCUUCUCCUAGUAAUCGCCCUGCUUUCCGGCGUGGUCUGGCUGGGCUACAAGGGGUAUCUGAACUUCAUCUGGACUUUUUUCAAGUGGGUGUUCAUGAGCCUGAACGCGCUAUUGUUCCCUCCCCCGCCCCCGCCCCCGCCCGACUACGUCGCUUUGACCGCCAUCGAAGCCGUGCAGAAGGGGUGCGGCAUAUGGGAAAUCCGAAAACCAAACACCCUGGUAAAAGUGAACUAUCCUGUGCAAAAGUACUUAUCGUACUCGUAUUAAUUGCAAAUACGCAUGACAGAUCUUCUUCCGAAGGUAAAACAACAUGACAAAUUGCACUUUUCCUCUUACAAAAAUUUGUCAUGCAGAAGUUCCUACUAGUACGAUGAUUUUGCAAUGCAUAUGAACACCACAGCGGCGAUUCGUGAAAUUUUAUGCACUGCAAAAGUAUCGUACUCGUACAAAUGCAUUACAAACUUCCUCAGCAUGAGAGAAAUGCGGAUUUGGCUUAACAAAUGAAAUUUGUAAUGCAUGAUUGCAAUACUUUUGCAGUGCAUAAAUUUUUCGGGACAGCGAAAGGAAGUACCCCUACAAAAAGGUGUUUUUGAAGGGAGAGUACCGAAAAGGCACGUGUCCCAAACUGCCGGGAAAGACUUCUGGCGAGGGUGGAAAUAAGGGGAAGGCAGCAGCGGGGGCAGAAGAUGACGAGGACGAUAGUGAUGACGGGGAAGAUGGUGACAAACGUUCUAGCGACGAAGCGGCUGACAACAGCGGAGAUGAAGGAUCAGAUGAUGCCGAUAAAACUGCUCCUUCUGCUGCGACGACAAGACAAAACGCCGCAAGUGCAACAUCUUCCUCGGCUGCGUCAAAAAACAAACAGGCCCCUGCGGCUGCCGGCAAGAAGGCGCCAGAGGACUCGGAUGCCGCUGCCUCGGGCGACAGUGAGGACUCUGCUUCGUCGAAGAAACAGGCCCCUGCGGCUGCCGGCAAGAAGGCAGAGGACUCGGGAGGCGACAGUGGUGACGAUGAUAUUGAUUCCGGUUCAGGAUCUGGCGAAGACUCUGGCAGUUCAGCCAGUGACGACGACGAAGACAGCGACAGCAAAACUUCUGGCAAAAAAGCUGCUGCGGCAAGCACCAGUUCUGCUUCUUCCUCUUCGUUUCUCGAGUAUGGAUUGCAAAAAUGUCUGGGUCUGGAAGAAUGCCAGACUUGUGAUGCAGGUUUUGCAUGACGUGUGAGGUCUGUGAUGCAUGCCGUAGCGUCACAGAUUCUGUGAGAUCUUUACCAUGCCUUUUCCGCAUGAGGAACUGCCUCUCGGCCUUCUCAAAAGUGAGCAGCUUUAUUGGUAAUCAUGCAACACAGAUUUUUGUAUGAUUCAGAUUUAGCAUGACAAGUUGCACUUUUCCAGACGCAGACAUUUUUACAGUUGAUAUCGAGCGGAUAAAAACCAAAGCGAGGCGGUUCGGGAAAAUGUUGAGUAGACGGAUUUUUGGGAAAAAUAAGCAACGGUGGUGGGCGGAGCGCGGAGAAAAACCAAGUGAGGACGGGGCUUCUACUUCAGUAGCAAAACUGAAAACAAAGACGUCCAACCUGCGCGGAGCGGCUGCAAGUUUAAAGCGGAGUGCGGCAGUAGAGAACACGGUAGUAGACGGACCUGCGCAGGACGAGGUGGUAGCUGCAGCAGCAGCUGACGGAGGCAGCGGGGUAGAUACAGGAGUGGUGGAGCCCACCAGUGGUACAGGUUCAUCACCGACGACAAUUCCAAACAGCGAGUCACAGGCCGCGAGCUCUUUCCUGCAGACAGAAUCAGAAGCACAGGCACAUGAGGCAGUAGUAGAGGAAGAAAAAGUUCCUGGAACUGCAAGUAGUGCAGGAGCAGUGCCUGAACUAGUACAACAAGCGACUUUAAUAUCUUCUGCGCCAAAGUCUGGCUCUGCACUUCAGGUUGGACAAGAGGAGGACAAAGCAACGACGAGUACAUCUUCAGGUUUGACGUCGAAAACAGCAGCUUCUGUUGAAAAAGCUUUGUCUGCUCUAUCUACUGCUAGUACAACAACAUCUUCAGGAAGGAAGUCUUCUUGGACGUCGAAGAAGCGUCGGCCACGAAAGUUGAAACGGGCGAACAUCAAGAAGCACAAAAGUACACAACCUAGUAUUGUUGGCGCUUCCUCAACAGCAUCCUCUUCGAGUAGUGCGCUGCAGAAAACCAAAACAGGAAAAAAGGACAGCGACAGUGAUGGAGAUGGUGCUGACAGCGAUAUCAACCUGGACCCGGAUUCUGACGACGACUUCGACCCGUUUCACGGCGAAGAACCCGUUUGCACAGGCCGCAUGAUACACGCCUACCUCGACACCGAAACGGACGACUUCAUGUGCCGUCUCUCCUGGCUCUUCCUCCCUGGGGGGAAAUACGCUUGGCGCGCGCAGAUGAUAAAAUUGGACAACGGGAGGAAACCGUGGCAGGUAUGAGAGUGCACAACUACCCCUUCCCCUCAUUUGUAUUGCAUGAACAGCAACACAAGCAACAGCAGAAAAGAGGCUUUCGCAUGACAAAUCUGCAUGCGGAUAGUAGUACCAUUUUCUAAGGUUCCAAAAUUUGUCAUGCUAACAGUGCCUACGAACAGGGUGUGAAUUUGGUAUUUUGCAUUACAAAUGAGGGGGAGGGGGAGUUGUGCAGUCUCAUAACACGCACCGAAGGAAAAGGAGAAGGGAAAAGACGCAACGGCGGGCAAGAAGCAAGACAAAGAAUCCGCUGAAGAUGAUGAAAAUGACAGUGCUAGCCUGAGUAAAAACGUACCCACACCAGAGUCAAGAUGGGGAAUCGGCUAGACAAAUCCACAAGCUUUGGCUGUUUUGCAUGACAAAUUUGGAUUCGUAGUGUAGUGCUGUUUGAGCUAGCUCAGCAGCAUUACAGAUCUAGCAUACCAUGCUGAUUGGAGCAUGACAAAUUGCAAAACACGACUAGAAAAUGCUUCUCAUGGAGCUCCGCAUGAGAAACAUUUUCAGCAUGCAGAUUUGCAUUACAACUCUGGUGUGUGUACGUUUUUACUCAGAAUAAGUGCGGCCGGAUCUGCAGGAGGCUCGGGCGAGGAUGGUGCCGCUGCGUCAGGUAGUGCGAGUGGUGAGGAGGAGGACGAUCCCGAUGCUUCGUUUGCGGAAUUGAAAAGGAAAAAUAGGCACAAGCUGCAAGACUAUCAACUGUAAAAAUGUCUGGGUCUGGAAGAAUCCAACUUGUCAUGCUGAUUUUGGAUUCUAAAAAAAUCUAUAUUGCAUGAGCAGCAAAAGAGGUGCGUUUUGUGCUACGCAAGGAGGGCACUGCGCAUGCGGUAUGAGCAUCAGAAUGCCCUCGGAAAAUCUCUGAUGCUAGGGCAUGCAUCACAGACCUCAUGGGUCAUGCAAAAUCUGCAUGACAAACUCCUGCAUUCCUCCAGACCCAGACACUUUUGCAAUCCAUAAAGACCACGGAACAACAGCAAUAAGUGGAGUUGCUGAUAAUGAUGCUCCUGCCGCGCAAAAUGGUGUCAAAACUACGGAGAACAGAAGGCAGAAGCGUGGAAAUCUUCGCGGCGCGGGCAAGAUGCAGAAAACCACUAGCUCAUCGGAUGAAAUGAGCAGUGUUCUUUCCUCGUCCACCAGCACUUCAGGCGCCUUGAAUAACAAUCCACAGCCGGCAUCCGCUUUGGAAGCAGGAGCAUCGGAAAAUAAAUUACAGGUUGUGGGAAAAACGAACCUUCGUGGCGGGAUCAAGCAGAUGAACUCCGCUGCUGAUAUAAUCACCUCUGCUACUGCUACGCAGGAUCAAGAUCAACAGAAACAGAAAGAAGAACCAAAAGCAGAAGCACUGCCCGCAGGACGAAAAGAAAAAUCAACCUCACUGUCCACUUCCAGCUUAACAAACGACGCUGGCAAUGCGAUAGCUCACGAUAAUGCUGCCCCUGCGGACAACGACAAACAUGGUCUUCAUGAUUUAGAUCAUUCCUCACUAAAUCCAGUACCAACAUCAACUCCCGCCUCUUCUUUCCUAGAAACUAGCUUCACCCGAGAUGUUGAAUCCAAGGAGUUACUACCGAAGAACGACUUUUAUCAUGUGCAAAAGUAUCGUACUCGUACUAAUUGCAAUUAUGCAUGACAAGUCUUAUUUCUUACCGAAAUCAGCAUUACAAAUUCGAUUUUUCCUUCUGAAAAAAUUUGUAUUGCGAUUUAUACUAUUAUGAUACUUUUGCAAUGCAUAACUUUACCGCCAGUACGAUUCGGGCGGUUCCGUUAGCCGAAUUCCUAUAUCAGAGGAAAAAGUGUUAACGUGAACGGAAUUUGUGUUGCAGAAACGCAUCACAAAACAUGUUAUAAUUUGUCAUGCAUAGCAUGCAUAUUGGACUACAUUUGUGAUGCAUGCCUGCAAUCUGUGAAAACCGUUAACGUUAACACUUUUUCUUGUCAUAUCCUAGGGGACGAAGGCAUGGACGACGAGAUAGGGAGUACUAGUGCGAGCGGCUUUCUUGUCGCGAACACAACUACGGGAAACAACAACUUCGAUGGCGCUCAUUCACAACGACCCGCGCAGAUGACCAGUCUCAACCCCAACCCCUUCCUGGAACUCUGGGAAGGGGACAACGGCGAUUUCGGGUGGACAGAAGGUACUGGUGGGGGUCAACAACAUGCCGAGUCUCUUCUGCAACUCGAAGAACGGCAAGACGCAGCGGGACGAGCACCAGCACCGGCGACACACAAGACUGAGGUGAAUGUGGAGGUUGACGCGGCGUCGAGUACUAGCGAAGAAGAUGACACCGGGUCUGGAACCGAAUCGGGAAGCGCCUCUGCGUCGGGGAGCGGGUCGGGAUCUCCUGGUAGCGCUGCCUCGUCCGAAGAGAAGUCCAGUGAGGAAAAAAGUUCGGAAGAAUCUUCCUCUCCGUCGGCGACAUAUGAAAUGCAAAAGCAUCGUACUUGUAUUGCUAUUGCAUUCAUGCGAAUACAAAUCUUUUUCUUGAGGUAGAUCAGCAUUACAAAUUUUAUUUUUCAUGCUGAGUAAAUUUGUAAUGCAUUUAUACGAGUGCGAUGCUUUUGCACUGCAUGCGACACCGGAGAAAAGCGACGAACCGGAAGGGUUGCCGGAUAAAAAUCCACAGUAUGGAAGCGUCAGGACCGAAAUCGACAAAGUUGUCGAAAUAAUCUGUCAUGCAGAAAAUGCGACACAAAAAGUGACUCUAUUGCAGAGAACGCAAAGGAGGCAGAUUGUAGUCCUGCUAAGGGUCUUCAUCAAGAAUUGGGCUGGUGGCUAGUAUGACAGAGGGGAGCUCUUUUGCCCUAAACCGCAUGACAGAUUCGCUUGCAGGACGAAGGAAAUUUGCCAUGCGCCGACUACAAACUGUCGGUCUAACUGGCAUCGAUUUUGCGCAUCACAAGUUUUUCGAUUUUGUCGAUUUCGAUUCUGACACUCCCAUACACAGGGGCUGCCAGAGAAAAAACCAGAAGGGCUUCCGACGCCGACGAAUCCUGCGUAUCAAAUGUAAAAAUGUCUGGGUCUCCCUGGAAGAUUGCAACUUGUCAUGCUGUUUUUGGACUCUAAAAAAAUUUGUAUUGCGUGACCAGCAAGAGGGGUAUAAUUUGUGCUACACGGACAGGGCAUUUCUCAUGCGGAAGGUGCAUCAGGAAGCCCUCUAAAAGUCUGCGAUGCUAAGUCAUGCAUUACAGGCAUCAUGUGCCAUGAGAAAUAGGCAUGACAAAUCUUGCACUCUUCCAGACCUAGACAUUUUUACAUUUGAUACUGCGACGCCAAGACCGAUGAUUCCCUCCACGCCUUCGAUCCCGCCGAAUAUUAUCAAAGAAAAAUAGCUCGUCACGAUCACUCAUGCGCAUUUUUGCAACACAAAAGUGUUUGUCAUGCGUAAAAAUGCAUCACAGCCGAACUUUAUUAGGGAUUUCCCUAGUGUUUCUGCAAUACAAGGAAAAUUUGUGAUGCUAAGAAAAUUUGUAAUGCAAAGCCUGCAAGUUAGUGACUCUGACAAACUUUUUUCUCUCCAUCAAUGUGGUAUGGAAUGUAAAAUCACCAUCAGACCUUUGUUGUACUACUUUCGAGUGCGUAAUAAUUAAAGAGCAAAGAAAUGCAGAAUAAAAAGUAACUUUGCAGCAUUUCAACGCAUGACAUGAUUUCGUUUCCGCAUGACAAAUUGGUGGUGAGGGUGACUUUACGUGGGAUAAAUAAAACCCGACCCAGGGGCGGUCGUGUACAAGGAGCUGCCGGACAUCACGAACGACUCCC
This is a messenger RNA of Amoebophrya sp. A120, 9587 nucleotides long. The record is from the annotation of a GenBank genome assembly. Lineage: Eukaryota; Dinophyceae; Syndiniales; Amoebophryaceae.